Molecule: messenger RNA, 663 nt
Organism: Aspergillus tubingensis
Lineage: Eukaryota; Fungi; Ascomycota; Eurotiomycetes; Eurotiales; Aspergillaceae
Exons: 4
Coding region: 1-663 (220 amino acids)
Cellular component (GO): nucleus; cytoplasm
Source: RefSeq, a predicted model, not a curated record
AUGCGCAUUCUCUGUCUACAUGGGGCGGGUACCAAUUCUCGAAUAUUCGAGAUCCAGACGGCUGCCAUUCGGUAUGAACUGGGCGAUAAUCACAUCUAUGAUUUUGUUGAAGGAACCGUUCCUUCCAAGAUGCAGCCAGGUAUUGAUGUGGUGGCUUGGAAGGAUGAACCAGUGUAUGCCUACUUCGAUGAGCACAACCCCCAAACUGGGUUUGCGGCUUAUCACUAUUUGGAAGAGUACCUUCUUGAAGAGGGGCCCUAUGAUGGGGUCAUCGCAUUCAGCCAAGCAGGCACGAUGAUCCUCACGUACCUGAUUCAUCUUGCCAAGCAGGAUCCUCGGGCUGAGAUGCCAUUCAAGUUUGCAAUUAUCCUUUCGAUCACCCAUCCCCCUCUUGAUUACGAAGCUCUUCAAAAAGGUCGUGUGAUGACUGUUGAUCUUGAAGCUACCAAAGGCAUUGUUCCAAUUCCAACGGCCCACAUUUGGGGCUCACUAGACGAGCCAGCCAGCCGGGUAGCCACGUCAAAUAGUGUCUGCAAGGCUGAGGUGAGAUGGGUGUAUGUUCACGGACGAGGGCACGAAGUUCCCGGCGGAGGGUCAAUGGAAGAUGUGACCCAAGCUGUCAAUAUUAUUCGCAGGGCAGUUGAGACGGCAUCCACUUAUUGA